GAGGUGGAGACGGCUAUCGUAGAGCACCGGGCGGUGGCCGAAGCGGCCGCUGUGUCGGCCCCGCACGCCAUCAAAGGGCAGAGCAUUCAUGUGUUUGUCGUCUUGAAUAACGGCUACGAAUUGAGCGCAGAGUUGGAAAGGGAUAUAAAACGCAGAGCGAGGGAUAGGAUCGGAGCGCUUGCGGAACCCGAUGUGAUCCGAGCGGUGAGCGGACUCCCGAAGACUAUGUCGGGGAAAGUUAUGCGAAGAAUACUCCAUAAGAUUGCGGGAAAUGAGUGCGAAUUGGGCGACACCUCCACUCUGGCCGACGACACCAUUCUCGACGAACUCUUCGCUAUCUCUGGCGUUAAACGUUGAAAAUAACGACACAAUUAUGUAUUCAUUUACU
This is a messenger RNA of Oppiella nova, 388 nucleotides long. The record is from the annotation of a GenBank genome assembly. NCBI's taxonomy places the organism in Eukaryota, Metazoa, Arthropoda, Arachnida, Sarcoptiformes, Oppiidae.